Molecule: messenger RNA, 2407 nt
Organism: Eublepharis macularius
Lineage: Eukaryota; Metazoa; Chordata; Lepidosauria; Squamata; Eublepharidae
Gene: CPZ
Product: carboxypeptidase Z
Exons: 11
Coding region: 275-2227 (650 amino acids)
Biological process (GO): proteolysis
Molecular function (GO): metallocarboxypeptidase activity; protein binding; zinc ion binding
Source: RefSeq, a predicted model, not a curated record
CUAGGCGCUAUAUAAAGCCCCGGCGCGUCCGCGCUGCCGUCGCCUGUGCCCGAGAGCGGGGGCCGCGUGCGGAGCCCUGGGCCGCCCCCGCGCUGCAGCCUCCGGCCGGCGCCCCCUCCCCCUCCAGCUCCCCGCGCGCCGCUCGGGCGGGCCAGCCGCAGCCAGAGCCGCUCUGGGCCGUAUAUCCCCGAGUAGGCGGGCGCGCACUUGCCCUCCGCAGACGCCCGCCCGCCGGCGGCCGGUGCCUGCCACAUCACGGCGCCCGGCCCGCAGCAUGGAGCGCCCGCGGCAGCUGCCCGUGCUGGUGGCGGCGCUGAUCAGCAGCCUGGACCUGGCCGGCGCCCUCUGCGCGGCGGGCCUCGACGCGCCAGGCCAAUGCCAGCCGCCAACAGGAAGCAAAGCUGAAUGUGUGGACAUCAGCUUGGGCUCCUGCAAUGACGUGUCUUAUUCACAAACAAUUUUCCCUAACCUGCUGGAUCAGAAGUCUCGAGAAGUGAUUGAAUAUAGCCCUGAAUACAUCCUGAUGGGAGUGGUCCAUAACUUGCUUCAGGGAGAAUGCAAUCCUGACUUGAGGCUUCUGGGCUGCUCGAUCGUGGCUCCAAAGUGCGAAGAGGGCAGAAUUGUUAAGCCUUGUCGCCAUGUCUGUGAAGCCCUAAGGAAAAAUUGCCUCCCUGCCUUUGAUGCCAUCGACAUGGCUUGGCCUUACUUCUUAGACUGUGAUCGCUUCUUUGUGAGUGACGUAGAAGGAUGCUUUGAUCCACUAGCCAAGCUCCGAGGGGAGACAGAAUUUUUGGAAGACGCCCUCCCUGAGGUACCGAUGUCCAUUCAGUUCACCCACCACUCCUACUCCCAAAUGGUGAGAGAGUUGAAGAAGACUGCGUCCAGAUGUUCCCACAUUUCCAGGUUGUACAGCAUUGGCCGCAGCUUUGAAGGAAAAGACCUCUUUGUAAUUGAGUUUUCUACCAGCCCUGGACACCAUGAGUUGCUUAAACCAGAGUUUAAAUACAUUGGAAACAUGCACGGGAAUGAAGUUGUAGGGAAAGAAUUAUUAAUCUACCUUGCUCAGUACCUGUGCACUGAAUAUCUUCUUGGAAACCCAAGGAUCCAGACUUUGAUCAACAACACACGAAUUCACUUCCUCCCGUCCAUGAAUCCAGAUGGGUAUGAACUUGCAGCAGAAGAGGGAGCUGGCUACAAUGGCUGGAUAAAUGGGAGACAAACAUCUCAGAACCUUGACCUGAACAGAAACUUCCCAGACUUGACAGCUGAAGCUUACAGACUGGCCAGGAUCAGAGGGGCACGGACGGACCACCUCCCCAUUCCAGAGUCUUACUGGUGGGGUAAGGUAGCACCUGAGACCAAAGCUGUGAUGAAGUGGUUGAAGACCAUCCCAUUCGUCCUGUCUGCGAGUCUCCAUGGGGGUGAUUUGGUGGUAUCUUACCCUUAUGAUUUUUCAAGGCAUCCCCUGGAAGAGAAAAUGUUCUCUCCUACCCCUGAUGAGAAGAUGUUCAAGCGGCUGUCCAAAACCUAUGCAGACGCACACCCUUUAAUCUCUGACAAAUCAGAAAUGCGUUGUGGUGGGAAUUUUGUGAAACGAGGAGGCAUCAUUAAUGGCGCAGAGUGGUACAGCUUUCCGGGAGGAAUGGCAGAUUUUAACUACCUUCACACAAACUGUUUUGAAAUUACCAUAGAGCUUGGGUGUGAGAAGUUUCCUAUGGAAGAUGAACUCUAUUUGCUCUGGCACCAGAACAAAGAAGCCCUAGUGAAGUUCAUGGAAAUGAUUCAUAGUGGAAUAAAAGGAAGGGUAUCUGACAAAUUUGGAAACCCAAUCAAGAACGCACGUAUUGCAGUCAAAGGAAUCCGCCAUGACAUUCUUACAGCUGCUGAUGGGGACUACUGGCGACUCCUGCCUCCAGGAACGUAUGUGGUCAGUGCGCAGGCUCGUGGCUAUAGCAAAGUCCUCAAGAGGGUAAAUUUGCCCGCCAGGAUGACCAGGGCUGGACGAGUAGACUUUGUCUUGCGCCCCUUGAAUGGUAAACCCCCCCAAAUUGCCCAUGAGCUCAUGAGAAGAGCACAAGAGCCGUAUGAUCCAUUGGAGCACUUUGAUCCUCACACGCAGCAGCAUACACAGCCGGAGCGAAGAAAAGAUGGAGAGAGGCCCUGGUGGUGGUCGUACUUCAGUUCAAUGCAUAACCACAAACCUCUGUGGCUGCUUAAAUAUCACUAAACUCUUUUAAGAUGCACCCUUUAUCUCCCAAAACCUAGCAGUCAAUACUACCUUGGUUGUUAAUGGAAGCAUCUGAACCUAAUUCAUCUGUGAGUAUGUCGUCUCACAGUUUUUCUCAUUUUCUGUACUUAUCCGCACAUGUAAAUGAUGCCUAUUAAAAUUAGCUUGUUCUUAAAGCUG